AUGGAAAAACCAAGAAGAGAUACAAGUGUACCACCAACAAGCAUGUAUCUCGAUCCACGCAUGUAUGAACGAAGAGAUCGAAGUCUACCUUCAACACGAACCGCUGUACGCAUGUAUCCACAAGAUCAGUCUACAAAAACUGCUAUACGCGGCUGGCCAGAUCCCAUGUAUCACGACAAUCGAUCCACCAGGACUGCUAUACAAGAUGUGAGACCAUGGGACGGUACGUAG
Messenger RNA from Cylicostephanus goldi, 231 nucleotides. The record is from the annotation of a GenBank genome assembly. NCBI's taxonomy places the organism in Eukaryota, Metazoa, Nematoda, Chromadorea, Rhabditida, Strongylidae.